Molecule: messenger RNA, 1600 nt
Organism: Pogonomyrmex barbatus (red harvester ant)
Lineage: Eukaryota; Metazoa; Arthropoda; Insecta; Hymenoptera; Formicidae
Product: sodium/potassium-transporting ATPase subunit beta-2
Biological process (GO): intracellular potassium ion homeostasis; sodium ion export across plasma membrane; potassium ion import across plasma membrane
Cellular component (GO): sodium:potassium-exchanging ATPase complex
Molecular function (GO): ATPase activator activity
Source: RefSeq, a predicted model, not a curated record
GCGCGCUUGGGCGCGUUUAGUCAACCUGGUGGCGCCGAAGAACCAACUGUUGGCGACGUCGGUGUAAUCUACGGUGUUUGGUAGUCGCGAGCGUUCGAAUUACGUUCGGAGGAACGAGAAGAGGAGCGAAAAUCGCGAGGCGCCCGAAUCGCCGGGGCAGAGUUCCUCAGUGGCGGAGUGUUUCGAACUCGGAGGAGGGAAAACUUCGCUCGAAGAGUGUUCGAAGUAUCGUAUACGCGCGGGGCGGGUGCGCGCGUUUUGUGAACCGAGCGGAAUAACAGGUGGAACGCGAUGGUAGCCAAAGACCCGAAGAUGGUCACCGCGAUGGAGUUGAUGAAUCCAUACGAGAAACCACCGAGCAUGUCGGUCGGUCAGUCCAUGAAGACCUUCCUGUUCAACCGCGAGACCGGCGCGUUUAUGGGCAGGACCGCCAGUAGCUGGGGUAAAAUCGGACUAUUUUAUCUAAUAUUCUACGGCGUUCUUGCGGCACUCGUUGCCAUUUGUUUCUGGGGAUUCUUUCAAACACUGGACCCAAGAAUACCAAGGUGGCAGCUCGAAAGAUCUAUCAUUGGAACAAAUCCAGGAUUGGGAUUCAGACCAAUGCCGCCGACAGAGAAUGUAGAGAGCACUUUGAUUUGGUACAGAGGUACCGACAAUGAAAACUUCAAACACUGGGUUGAUUCAUUACAAAAUUUCUUAAAAGAUUAUAUAACACCUGGAUCUGUUCUUGGUCUUGGUGCUAACAUCAACAAAUGUGAUUACAAUCAGCCGCCACCACCCGGAAAAGUUUGUGAUGUUGAUGUGAAAAAUUGGUAUCCUUGCACCAAGGAGAACAGAUAUAAUUAUCACAAAUCCGCUCCUUGUAUUUUCCUUAAAUUGAAUAAAAUUUAUGGUUGGAGACCAGAAUUUUACAACGAUACUGAAAAUUUACCACAAAAAAUGCCGCUCGAUCUCAAAGAACACAUUGCGAGUUUGAAAGGAAAUAAUUCCUUGCAACUGAAUACCAUCUGGGUAUCCUGCGAAGGUGAAAAUCCUGCCGAUCAGGAAAAUAUUGGUCCAAUUAAUUAUUUGCCACGACGUGGUUUUCCCGGUUACUUUUAUCCUUACGAAAAUUCCGAAGGUUACUUGAGCCCACUGGUUGCAGUGCACUUUGUCAGACCACGAACCGGAAUUCUGAUAAAUGUCGAAUGCAAAGCGUGGGCGAAAAAUAUCAAGCACAGCCGUAAUGACAAAAUUGGUGCAGUCCAUUUCGAGCUGAUGAUUGAUUAACGAAGUCUAAAAACAGUCUUCGGCUCCGUAUGCAAAUCUUUUAAAGCAAAACGAGUGUCUUCAAAACACUCCAGGUAGCCAUUAGGCAAAUUUUUAUCUUCCAAAUAAUAAAAAUCUGAGCAAAUAUCUCUCCGAAGUCGAUAAUGUGCCGCCGACUCUUUGGUCGAUAUUAAUUGAAAACAAUUGAAUCAAAACAGAGUUUUUACAACAGACAUUCUUGUAAGUCUAAAAAUGGAAUAUCUCAAGCUUCUGAGAGAUUAUUAAAUGAAUAUAUAUCGGUGAGAAUAACGACUGAGAAAAGAAACUCUGAAAUUAAAAUAGAAGUUACCAA